Messenger RNA from Gloeophyllum trabeum ATCC 11539, 2465 nucleotides. Its product is annotated as serine/threonine protein phosphatase 2B. Gene Ontology annotation, biological process: fungal-type cell wall organization; calcineurin-mediated signaling. Lineage: Eukaryota; Fungi; Basidiomycota; Agaricomycetes; Gloeophyllales; Gloeophyllaceae. The record is from RefSeq and is a predicted model, not a curated record. Bases 90 to 2000 code for a protein of 636 amino acids. Gene Ontology annotation, cellular component: cytoplasm; calcineurin complex. The transcript has 14 exons. Gene Ontology annotation, molecular function: calmodulin binding; calmodulin-dependent protein phosphatase activity.
GCCAAACUCCUCCUUCUCUCAGAUCACUCGACGACGCCCUUAUCCUCUUUCCAACUCUGACGACCACCAGCCCGCCAUCGUAGACACCUAUGGCCAACAGCCAGAUUGAACGGGCGUACGCGCGGGUGCAGGAAAGAGGGCACGCCGCGGAGAUCGACUUCACCAUCCAGCAGCUAGACGAUGGGCAGACCGUCAGCACCCAGGAGCGGGUAAUCAAAGAUGUGCAAGCCCCGGCGAUGCAUGUGCCGACCGAACAGCAAUUCUUUUCGAAACAAGACCCCUCGAAGCCGGACAUUGCAUUCCUGAAGAACCACUUUUACCGCGAGGGCAGGCUGACCGAGGAGCAGGCGCUGUGGAUAUUGGAGAAGGGAACAGCAUUGCUGCGAGCCGAGCCAAACGUGCUGUCGGUGGACGCUCCGAUUACAGUCUGUGGCGAUAUUCACGGGCAAUAUUAUGACUUGAUGAAACUGUUCGAGGUUGGGGGCAACCCUGCUGAUACGCGAUACCUCUUCUUGGGAGACUAUGUCGAUAGAGGAUACUUCAGUAUCGAGUGUGUAUUAUAUCUCUGGUCGUUGAAGAUCUGGUAUCCCGACACCCUCUUCCUCCUCCGCGGCAAUCACGAGUGUCGACACUUGACCGACUACUUCACAUUCAAACUUGAAUGCAAACACAAGUACUCUGAAAAAAUCUACGACGCAUGCAUGGAGUCCUUCUGUGCAUUGCCUCUCGCGGCUAUCAUGAACAAACAAUUCCUGUGCAUACACGGCGGUCUUUCGCCCGAGCUUCAGACAAUAGAUGACCUUCGCAGCAUCGAUCGUUUCCGCGAACCUCCCACUCAUGGUCUUAUGUGCGAUAUUUUAUGGUCAGAUCCCGUUGAGGACUUUGGCCAGGAAAAGACUACGGACAGCUUCGUGCACAACCAUGUUCGAGGAUGCUCAUACUUCUUCACAUACCAGGCAGCAUGUCAAUUCCUGGAACGCAACAAUCUCCUAUCCAUCAUACGUGCUCAUGAGGCACAGGACGCUGGGUACCGUAUGUACCGUAAGACACGAACGACUGGUUUCCCCUCGGUCAUGACGAUCUUCUCUGCGCCCAACUACCUCGAUGUCUAUAACAACAAGGCUGCCGUACUAAAGUAUGAGAGCAACGUGAUGAACAUCCGGCAAUUCAACUGCACGCCACACCCUUACUGGCUGCCGAACUUUAUGGACGUGUUCACGUGGAGUCUACCCUUCGUGGGCGAGAAGAUCACGGACAUGUUAGUUGCUGUGCUCAACUGUUGCAGCAAGGAGGAGUUGGCAGAGGAAGGCGAAGAGGAGGCGCCGGUAUCGCCCCGCACGCCGCAGGACAUCGAGCGGAGAAAUGUCAUCAAGAACAAGAUUCGCGCUAUUGGCCGUAUGUCGCGGGUGUUUGCUCUGCUUCGGGAGGAGUCGGAGAAGGUAUCCGAGCUCAAAAGCGUCAGUGGUUCUGCGAAGUUGCCCUUCGGCGCCCUGGCCCUUGGGGCGGAGGGUAUCAAAGAAGCUAUCACAACUUUCGAGGAUGCUCGGAAGUCAGAUAUCGAGAACGAACGUCUUCCUCCCGAGCUAGUCUCUGUGGACUCGGAGGAAGGUCGGAACAUGAUCUCGCAGCCGACAACACCGUCCGACAGCGGCGUCGAGCCGCCGUCACCAGCAGCGCUCGCAGGCGGCCUGCAGGAGGCGCUCGCAAACGUCAGCACAACGACGCCUUCUGCCGCCGCGGGUCCCACGUCGCCUACGUCGCCCACGUCCUCGUCGGCGUCGACGCCCUACAGGCGGGGGCACGGGCGCCAGGCGAGUCUCGGGACGACGAUGACGAGCCCGAGUAACCGGCGGAGGAGCCUGGAGAGCACGAUGUCGCUGAUCAAGGAGGCGGUGGACGGGAAGGGCGGGCCGGAGCAGGCCGAUGUGGACGCGCUGGCGGAGAAGGUCACCGGGUCGGCGAGCAUUGCGAAUGGCAAUGCGAGCAACGGAACGAGUUGAAGCCUCUCCUGAUGGAUGGUUUCGUCUGGUGUUUGAUAGGCUUCUUCUACCCUUACUUGUUACUCCUUCUUUCAUCCCCCCGUCAUGCCCGUUCCGGGUUCAAUAUCUUUGGGACAUGGUUGACAGUAUAUCCGUCCUUCUUGGAGAGGCUAUUUGUUCGAUAGUUGAUUGGCAGUAUAUUAAUACAUACAAUGGAAUGUGUAUAUUCAUGAUGUUAUUAUACGACAUGAAACGGCUGAACCUGUAUACCGGCCUCGGUGCACUCCGGCAUCUGCGAGAUGACAGCCCCGACACUAAGCGACUCACCUUUCCGCAUUUCAGGCGUGAUGCACAUACCAGUGUGAGGAUGCUUCCAUAUCCUGCUUCCGAGCUUCAGUCACUGCUGUUCUGGCAGGACGCGUCCGAUGUGUCCCCUAGCAUGGUUGCGCUUCAAGUUAUGACAAGGUCAUAGCACGGAGUCCCUUC